UUUUGAAGUUGUCAUAUCCAUCGAAUCAAAAAGGCGACAAGGUUAUUAUUGAGUGCCUACGAAGUGUGGUAAAUAAUUCUUAUAAAAUAUUUUCAUUACAUAUUUGGAAACUUACACAAUGAGUUCUGGAUUUAUAUCUGAAUCUGAGAUAUUGGAAGCGAGACGAAGACGCCAGGAAGAAUGGGACAAAGUGAGAACCGAAGAUCAACCUAAAGAGGCACCAGAAGAGGCGUAUGACACAAGGCCGCUGUACCAUCGCUUGGAAGAGCAAAGAAUGAAAAAGGAAGCUGAAUAUGAAGAAGCACAUAAACUGAAGAACAUGAUCAGAGGUCUAGAUGAUGAUGAAGUAGGUUUCCUGGACCUGGUGGAGAGAACCAAGGCGAAGGCAGCUCAGCAGAUAUCACUUGAAGAACAGAAGGAAAUGCAGGAGUUCAGGGAGAGAGUAUCAAAUCUAGCUGAGAGUGAGGAACUAAUCAGACUGCGUGCUCAGCUCGCUCCAACCCGCACUACUGCCUCCACACAGCCUGCUAAGAAUAAACUGCAAGGGGUUGUUGUAAGGAAAAGGAAAGCAAGUGAGAUGGAAGGAGACAAGACAGACAAAACAGAACCAGAGAAAACAUCAUCGCCACCUAAAAAUGGAAUUAUCAACAAUACUAUACAACAGAAUGGUAAAUCAGAGACAGCCACCACUGCGACGGCUACAGGUGCAGGUGACAUAGGAGCACUGCGGUGUGUGGCCAUCCUGCCCGGACUGGGACAUUACGACACGGACACCUCCAGUGAUACUGAUGACUCAAGUGAUUGUGACACUUGUGAGAACAGCGGAGUGAAAAGAGAUUUGCUGGGCAGGAGGCCGGAGAGCCAAGACAAGAAGGAUGAAUCUAAAAGUUAAGGAUUGUCGCGUUACAUGUUUACGAGGCGUUCACAUUACAACGGGAUAUUGUAAACUUACACUAGAUAUGUUAUAUAUUUGUAUAAGUUAAGUUAUAACUAGAUUUUAUUCCAUUUGAGGUGUAUUUUUUAAACAAUUAUUUAAUACUUGCAUUAAAACUUGUUUAUAUACAAAUAAUGUUGGACAAAUUGUUGAACAUCUCAUCUGCUGUCAGAUUAUCUUUUACAUAACAUAGAAAUGUAGAUUAUAUAUAAAAUAG
This is a messenger RNA of Papilio xuthus (Asian swallowtail), 1151 nucleotides long. RefSeq lists its product as uncharacterized. The transcript has 7 exons. Gene Ontology annotation, cellular component: nucleus. The record is from RefSeq and is a predicted model, not a curated record. NCBI's taxonomy places the organism in Eukaryota, Metazoa, Arthropoda, Insecta, Lepidoptera, Papilionidae. Bases 119 to 892 code for a protein of 257 amino acids.